CAACACGAUCAAUUCCGUCAAUUACCAACCCUUCAGUCCGACUCUUCAAUAAACCCAAACAUCAAUUCUUCGUCACAUCUUCUACCACUCCACAACCUCAAUUUAUUUGAUCGGUACACAAAUCACUCGGAAUUGAUCGAAGUUUUACGUGUUAUCGCCAAUUUGUACACGUCCUUUGUUCGCGCUUUUCAUCAAUAUUGGAUUUUCGAGGACGACCUUCUUUGUGUGCAUUUUUACCCAUAUUCGACUUCCCCCUCCGACACAUCUUCAUCCAGCACAUUUAAUUCAACCACGGUAUCUUCACCUUAUCCAUGACAUUCAACAACUCAGAUGUCACGAUAAAGCGCAAUGCUUAAUUCCGAGAGCCAGGGUGGCUGGGGAGCCGGCGGCGCGCCGAACCCUCCUACCAACCCCUUUGCCCAGCCGGCAACUUCUCAACAUUUAAAGAACCCAUUUGCGAGCCUUCAAUCCCAACCUCUAGCCCAAGCAAAUCCGUUCUUGCAAAAGCAAUCUAAUGGAACGGGUCCUACGCCUAAUCCAUUCUUGCAGAAACCGCUUCCCGCAAACCCUUUCGCGCAAGCACCUUCGGGCCAGAAUCGAUCCGCAUCUCCCUUUGGUCAACCAUCGAAUUCAGGAUCGAAUUCAGCCCCGAAGUCGAGUUCAUUUGGUAAGCCUAGUUAUGCUCCCAAUAAUAACACCUCGACAUCAAACGCUCUAUCACAACGACCCUCGUCAUUUACUACAAAGCCCGGGACAACACCCACACUAGGCUCCGAGAACAAGCGAAAGAUUGCCGAGUAUGUUCAACCAGCAUGGCCGAAGCAGACGUCGCAGAAAGUCCCAGAACCAGCAGAGGCUAGGUCAAAUGCCUCUAAGUUUCAGCAUAAUGGGAAGAGAAAGAACGAGAUUGAUUCCCAGGGGAAGAAUAAGUUUUCACGAAAGACACCUGAUUCAGAACUUGCUUCUAGUCGCGACCGACCCUCAACUAGGAAUGAUAAGCGGAUUGCCUCUACAAACGACAGAGGAACGGAGAUCCCCAGAACUAGAGCGGAUCCCGACGAAUUCGCCAAGAAGAUUACAGAUCAAUUAGCGAAGGAUAAUAUCAAGCCUCCUCGAUGGCCGCAGAAUCCGGGAAGCUUCACGCAACGCCAGGCUGUAGAACGCCUCCGUGAAGCUCACAAAGCAUACCGAGAGAAGGCGAGGAAGUCACUUAUGCGAGCAGGUCUGAUCGACGACCCUGAUAAGAAGCGAAGACUGGAUGAGGCGCUCGUUUUUAAGGGUAUUUGUGAAGAUAUGUGCCCUGAGUGGGAAAAAAUCACUCGUAUUGUUGAGCACGAUAUCAAAGGGCCGGAGAAGGACACUGACGAGAAUGGCGACCUGGUCCCUAUGCCCGACCUUAUGGUCAAACGACUUGCUCGCUCAGCUGCAGGACAAGAUGCACCCCUCCCUAUGGACGUCCGAUCUGUCCGCGCGCUACGCCGAACAUUGCGUUACUUAAUCGACUUGAUUUCGUCAGACGACUUGUUACCCCUAAAACACAGUUUCCUCUGGGACCGCACGCGAGCAAUCAGAAUAGACUUCUCUUUCCAGAAGUACGCCAUGACGCCUGCUGAGACGAAGGAUCAAAUCUACUGUCUCGAGACGAUCGCUCGUUUUCACGUUACAUCACUUCAUCUCCUCUCUCAGGAUGGUCUCACCCCCACGGACUUCUCAGAGCAACAGGAAGUCGAGCAAUUAGGCAAGACCCUGAUCUCCCUAAUGGAAGUCUACGAUGAUUGCGAAGAGCAUGGGAUCGAAUGCGAGAAUGAGCACGAAUUUCGAGGUUAUUUUAUAGUAUUCAAUGCCUUUAACCCAGGGCUCAUGGAAAUGAUCGACACUUUUGACCGACGAUUCGGGCAUUCUCCGAACAUAAAAUCCGCUAAAUGCAUAUCGGAAUGCAUCUCGAACAUACGAAGAAUUCAAGGACCUCUAAUGCCUGAUGCGAACAGUCAGAUGGCUGUUGACGCUAUCACAGUAUUCUUCGACAUUGUCGCUAACCCGGCGGUUUCUUAUACCUUGGCCUGUUUCGCCGAAAUACACUUCAACGCCGUGCGUAAAGCAAUACUGAAAGUAUUUCAAAAAUCAUUUUCACGGCCACGAUUCGGUCCGAAGGACUUGACACCCGCUAUCCUAAAAAAACACCUCCACACUGAUACAGAGGAAGAAGCCGUUGAGUUUUUUAAGAAGCACGGCUUCGACUUUGACGACGCUGAUAAGCAUCUCAUUCUCAAUCAAAGUACUAGAUACAUUGACGCCAGGGUUCCACACUCCUUUUCAGGAGACAUUGUAGAACGUAAACGUUCAGGACACACCUUCGCUGAAGUUGUUCAUACGACCGUCUUUGACGAGAAUGUUACGCAACCAGCUGCAGGAGACGAAAUUACUUGGGAGGACGAAGAUGAGGAAAGCUUGUUUGUCAGCGACACUAAUAACGUCUCUGCCGAUAAUAACGAGAGUCAAUUUGCCAACGAAGAACAAAGCGAGUCGGGAAGUACCGAAUCCGGAGUCUCCGCCAGUCCACGUCCACUCCCCCCAAUGCUUGGAAAUCAUGCUGUUACCAAACCGACGACAUCUGUUCCGGAUGGUGAACAGUCAGUUCAUGAGAGCGAGGGUAGAUCCCGCAGUACGUCCUUCUCUAGCGUAACAUCUAUUUCUACAGAACAACAGUCUACCACGCAGACCCCGUCACAACCUUCCGGAGGUUCUGGUAUCAAAGCCACCAGCUCCCCUUUCACCAGUCCGAUGCAAGCCCCCCAGAAGCAAUACGCUUCUUCGGUCUUUGCGUCGUCUAGUGGAGGAUUUGGAGCCCAGUCCACAUCUAAUCCCUCCAGUACAAUGGGUACUUCGUUUGGCGGUGCCACAAAAACUGGGCCUUUCGAUGACACCUCUAAAUCUCCUGCUUCGUCAGCUCCUAAAUCUGCAAACCCCUUCAGCGACCUCUUUCGUGCUUCUAAGCCUCCUGCAGAGACCGACGCCAAUAGGGCGGCUGGUCAAAAUUCUGCUGAUAAUGCGAGUGGACAAUCAGCAUCAUUUAUCAUUAAGAAGGUUAGAUUCGGUGCCGAUGUUUCUGGGGGACAAACAACUGCAAACAAUGCCACUCCGCGAGAUCUCUUCGAUUUGCCUAACAAGAAUCAAACUGAUACGGCAGCACCAGCGAAUUCGCCCAGCGCCGAUAGUCCGUCAGUGUUCCCGCCCAAGGCAUCGGAUUCAUUGAACAAAGGAGUGUUUCAACCCUCAGGCACUCCAACAUUAGGGUCAACGUCUAAGGCCUCUAACUCAUCUGAACCUACUACUAGCACAGUCCAAUCUAUAACUACCACUGCUACUACCCCCUCAACACUCACACAAGCCCAGCAGUCGAGCGUAUUUGGAACUCAAGCACCGGCCGUCAGUAGUAGUCAACCUUCCAUGAUGCAGCAAAUUUCAGGAAUAUCGUCAACAUCCACUGCCAACUUAUUGGCCACAGCGUCGGCCGACAAUUCGCCCAAGGCGACGACAACAGCAGGGCCAACUGCGACGUCACAGCAAGUUACAUCUACGAACACUGCAUUUAUCAAGGAAGCGGUCCAAGAUGACGCUAUGAGCAAUUUUGCUCGUUGGUUUGUCAGUGGUGAUAAAGGUUUAUUGGAGUCGCACAUUCAAAACCCUGUGUUUGAGCAGAUACUCGAAGGUGUUUGGAACGAAUUCCAAACUACUCUGGAAGAAGAAGCUAUAAGAAAAGAGGAGGAAAAGGAGUUGGCCAAAGCACAAAAGUUCAGGGGUUACAGCCUCAAAGUCAAAUACUUCUAUAUUUGGCAUGAAGGCUUCCGUAAGCGACAACGUAUCAACCGCCUGAGGGAAGAGAAGGAAAAGGCAAGACGAUGGAACUUGCCGGAAAACGUGGCAAAGCGCGAACGCGAAGCCAAAAAGAGCCAUGAACAAAUUAUUAAAGAGGUGAGGGAUUCCAUGGUGGAAAGAAGCCACCACAUUGCGAACGAAGCCGCCCUACUGAGAAGAUCUGCCGGAGCAAGACUCGAGUCAAUGCAGAACCCUGAAGCAGUAUUGUCCAUACAGGGUUCUGGAAUAUCGAACUCUGGGAUGAGUGCACAGAACAUCGAGGACGCCUUACUUGCUACUGGCAUCUUCCGAGGGGUUCAAGAUGAGAAGGCUGCUGCUAGGUACGCUGCUAUGGAGCAGGUCGAGAACGAGAAGGACGUAAUUUUUGAAAAGAAAAAGCGACUACGGGUUGAGAAUCACCGUCGUACUGAGCGUGGACUCCGUCCGCUCAAAGCAUUACCCGAACCAAGAAACUACAAGGAAGGAUCUAAAACAGCAAUGCUUCGGGCGAGUCAUUGCGGUAGUGGAAGAGACACCAUGUCCAUGUCGACUGGAAGUUUACGCGAAUCAACCUUUAGCUCAAGUUAUCGUUCUAGCCUCGGUUAUAAUACCGGACGAGUAUCUAAGCCCCGAACGAGAGUUAGAAACCCACACUGGCGUCUCAGGGCUAACGGCCUUGUGCAAAUGCCAAAUGGGCAAUACUUACACGAGUCGGUGGCUCUUCCAUUACUGGAAGGCGAGAAACAAAUCCCCGGAUUCGGAAGUUACGGAUUACCGACUACCGAUUCUGCCGUCCUUAACGGAUCGUCACCGUCGCUGCCGGGCAGCCCUCUCGACCAGCCGAACAUAUUUCAAUCAAACCCAGCUAGCAGCUCGCCUUCAGGUGGUGGAAGUCAGAAGCGAAAGCGACAGGCAGAUGAGGAGGAUGUUAUCCCGAAUGGAAACAAAUUGCAUACCCGAAGCAAACGAGCUAGGAGUGUAGAAAGUGAUAGCCAGACUGUCACAGAUGCCGGAAAACACCUGGCUGAUAUUGCGAGUCUUCUAAGUCAGGUAGAAAGCAGGGUAUGCAGUAUCAGGAACGCGACGCCCAAGGAACAGAUCUCCCCCUAGACGAGGAUGGUCUUCUAAGGGGAAAUGCACUUGGAAAAUAUGAUUAGGGUCGUCAUGAAUUGGAGGUGAAUUGAGGAAGGGAAACGAUGUGUAGGAAAUCACACCGAAAUGUUUAUAUGCAUGCAUGGCACACGGCGUUAGGGAAGCAAUCACCAUUUGCAACGGAUCGGAAAGCUGGACGGCGAAUCACUCAUGUUCUUUUAAUCGCAAACUUUUGGUCCAGAAAUUCAGGAGCCGAUGGCAUAUUUUUUGCUUUUGCAAAUUCUUGUUCUUGUUUUUAUAAUUUUUUUUUACUCGAUACCCGCUCCCGUCCGACACAUUGCAUAGAAAGGGGAACUUUGGCUGGGAAAACUGGCUGGCUGGUAGAUAACGCAGGCUACAAUCAAAUCAAUCAAUGAUUCGGAAUGAUCAAAGGAAUAGAUGGCAUGAUACCGUACUAGGUGCUUAUAUAAUCGAUACAUGACUAUUGAUGACUUAUUAAUAUGGUUGUACAAACAUCGUGUAUUACUAAGCUGUAGUUUUAUUGACCAUGGAUGAUGUUGGGGAAUGAGAAG
Messenger RNA from Hypoxylon trugodes, 5519 nucleotides. RefSeq names its product SAC3/GANP/Nin1/mts3/eIF-3 p25 family-domain-containing protein. Bases 349 to 4965 code for a protein of 1538 amino acids. Gene Ontology annotation, cellular component: transcription export complex 2; cytoplasm; nucleus. The record is from RefSeq and is a predicted model, not a curated record. Lineage: Eukaryota; Fungi; Ascomycota; Sordariomycetes; Xylariales; Hypoxylaceae. The transcript is spliced from 2 exons. Gene Ontology annotation, biological process: mRNA export from nucleus.